This is a messenger RNA of Coccinella septempunctata (seven-spotted ladybird), 747 nucleotides long. RefSeq lists its product as uncharacterized. Gene Ontology annotation, molecular function: zinc ion binding; nucleic acid binding. The transcript has a single exon. The record is from RefSeq and is a predicted model, not a curated record. Bases 1 to 747 code for a protein of 248 amino acids. Lineage: Eukaryota; Metazoa; Arthropoda; Insecta; Coleoptera; Coccinellidae.
AUGACCUAUGCUGAAAUGGUCUCCAGCCUGAAGAAGAAUUUAAAAGAGGAAGAGGCAUUAAUGAAAGAUAUAGAGAGCGUGAGGGAGACUAGAGAGGGGCACUUGCUGGUCGAAGUGAAAAAGGGCAGCACAAACAUGGCAAAUCUGCUCGAAAAAAUCAAAACGACCUCUCAUAUGGAAACAGUCCAUAGACUAAAUGGUGCAGCGGCAAAAAAGGCUGUCAAUCUGUAUGGGAUAAACAUCGACAUGAAAGAGGAGGAAAUAGGAAAGAGGAUACAGGAAAUAUUGGGGAAACCAGAAAAUGACCAGGAAAUAGAAGUGAGGGCCCUCAGACAAAUGAGGGGUGGAAGGCAGGCAGCCACCAUAUUAGCAUUCCCGCAAACAAUAGGGAAAUUAAUCCAAAUCUGGAAUAUUAAAUUGGGCUUCUCUAGCGCACUGGUGAGAGAAAGGGAUGAUAAGAUCAGGUGCAAUAGAUGCUGGGAGGAGGGGCACUUUGCAAAAGACUGCAGAGGAGAGGACAGAGCAAAAAAAUGUAGAAAUUGUACAAGCGAAGGUCACCUUGUAAGAGAGUGUACGGAAAAGCCACAUUGUCUGGUUUGUAAUAGGACGGGACACAGAACAUUCAGUGGUCAGUGUAAGGGAAAAACGAAAGCCAUAAGGAAAGAGGAGGAGGGGAAGGUGGUAAGGAGGUCACAAUCUCCGCCACCGGGCACCACUGAAGGGCAGAGAGACGAAAUGCAAUUGUGA